AUGGAAGAAUACACUGCCAAGCAGGUCGCUGAGCAUAACAGCCCUGACGAUGCAUGGCUAAUCAUCCACGGCCAAGUCUACGACGUCACAACCUAUCUAGCAGAUCACCCUGGCGGUGCCGAUGUGCUCACUGAAGCAGCCGGUACAGACGCCAGCGAAGACUUUGACAACGCUGGACACUCGGAAGAUGCCUUUGAGAUCAUGAAAGACUGCUGCGUUGGCAAGAUCCGGGGCUUCGAGAAGAAGAAACCCAAGCUUAAGCCACUUGCAUCAGUAAAGGAAGUGAAGGUCCAGUCCGAGGCUCCCUCGUCACUGUCUGUGCUGGUGACCUUGGGCUUUAUUGCCUGCACAGGUGCAGGAGCAUACUACUUCUGUCGCCGUCAAGGACUCAUGGUACCAGACUGGCUGGUAGCGUCGCUACGUAGUGAUUCAGCUGGGUCAAGCUUCCUCAAGGGUAUAGUCGUCGGAGGUGGAUCUCUUGCGAUCGCCAAUGCUGUGGCUGCAAAGCAAUUCACCACCAUGGCAAUGAAGAGCAAGACAUUCACCAGUUAUCCUGCCCACAUAAAGAUUCCCAAACGAGCUGAAGAAGACACCUUGCUGCAGAGAGGACUCUUGGAUCCAGUCACUUACUCGCCACUUCCGCUGAAGCAAAAGGUUCUCAUCGCACCAAACGUCUAUCGCUUGACGUUUAGUCUUCCGACCACGAGCACCAUCCUGGGUCUGCCGAUCGGGCAGCAUGUUACCAUCAAAGCCGACGUGGAUGGAGAGAGCGUCGCUAGGUCAUAUACACCAGUGUCUAACAAUUCCGACCUUGGCGUUCUGGAACUGGUCAUUAAGUCAUACCCAGAUGGUAAGCUCACAAGCAAGUAUCUGGCGAAGCUCGAGGUUGGAGACGAGGUCCUCUUCAGAGGGCCCAAAGGAGCAAUGAAGUAUCGACCGAAUCUUUGCAAGAAGAUCGGUAUGAUCGCGGGUGGUACUGGUAUAACUCCCAUGUUCCAGGUAAUCCGUGCUAUCUGCGAGCAUGACCGCGACACGACAGAGAUCUCUCUUAUCUACGCAAAUAGAACAGAGCAGGAUAUUCUGCUUCGGGAAGAGUUGGACAGGUUUGCGAGGAGAUAUCCCAAGAACUUGAAGUUGUAUUAUAUGCUGGACCAACCACCAGCGGACUGGAAGUUUGGGUCUGGGUAUGUGACUCGAGAGUUGAUGAAGGAGAGAUUGCCGUCCCCGAGGGUGGACUCGAAGGUUUUCUUAUGUGGGCCGCCAGGAAUGGUCAAUGCCUCGAAGAAGGCACUUGUUGACUUGGGUUUUGAACAGCCUGGGGCGUCGGCGAAGAUGUCGGACCAGAUUUUUGCAUUUUAG
Messenger RNA from Fusarium proliferatum ET1, 1359 nucleotides. RefSeq names its product putative NADH cytb-reductase. The record is from RefSeq and is a predicted model, not a curated record. Gene Ontology annotation, molecular function: oxidoreductase activity; heme binding. The transcript is spliced from 2 exons. Gene Ontology annotation, cellular component: endoplasmic reticulum. NCBI's taxonomy places the organism in Eukaryota, Fungi, Ascomycota, Sordariomycetes, Hypocreales, Nectriaceae. The coding region runs from base 1 to 1359 and encodes 452 amino acids.